AUGCCGAAACUGAAGAACCCAGUCCCUACUGGACUACCCUCGCCGCCUCUGGAGAAUGGAGUGUCCAACGGUCAUGUAGCGCACGGAAAGCCCCCUGUCGGACCUGCAGAGAUUCUUGCGUUGCCUAACUCGUUGGCGAAGAUCAAUGGCACCCUGAACAACAUGAUGCUUACAGAGCUGAGACCACCCACUGGCCCAGCAGAGUUGCUGGCCCUGCCCAACUCAGCAGCAGACCUUGUCACGAAGUCGGGCUUGGCAUCCACUGUGAAUGUCUCUGGCGAACAGGUGAAUGGUGUCAGCCCGAUUGAUGGCCUCAGUGGUCAUACAGGAAAGGCGAGUGCCUUUGCCCACACGGUAGGUGACGCUCAGGAAACACACAAGCCCAUCUUCCCCGAGGACUUGCUACCCACACCUUGCUGCACCCCUACCAAACGGUCAGCAACCGGCUCUUCCGUCCAGGAUAAAGAAGAACCCUCGCAGCCCGUUGCCAAACGUCAAAAGAGCGUCCGUUUCUCUCCCCAAGUCGAGUCCACCACCUUCAACCGUGGUGAUCCGCCCAGUCCCGGUCUCGUGUCACCAGCCGAGCCAGCUGCCAAGUCGAAUAGCUUUGCUGUCCCUGCUACCGCUCUGGAGAUUCAGGAUAAGGAACACUUCCAGCUCGCGCCCGAAGAAGCCUUCUUUCUCGCCUUCUCACUUGGCGCUCUCAAGGUCAUCGACCCCAAGACCAGAGAACCAAUCUCCAACGAGCGACUGCUCAGUCUUUUCCGCUCCUAUUCCUACUUCCCCCCCUCGGCUGGUCUUCGCCCUGACGACCCGUUUCUCGUACACUACGCCGUUUAUCAUCACUUCCGCUCCCUCGGCUGGGUGCCACGUCAUGGCAUCAAGUUUGGUGUCGAUUGGAUUUUGUACCAACGUGGUCCGGUGUUUGACCACAGUGAGUUUGGCCUGAUGGUCAUGCCUGCUUUCUCGGAUGCUCGGUGGGAGGAAUACGAACAUGAAAAGCCGAAGAAGUCGUGGUCUUGGCUGAUGGGUGUCAACCGUGUGCUGUCACACGUCUUGAAGAGUCUGGUGCUUGUUUACGUCGACGUGCCGCCUCCUCCUGUUUUCGAUGAGGCGAUGAAGGAGGGUGGCAUUGCUGCUGCUCUCAAGAAGUACAAGAUACGGGAGGUUAUGGUCAGGAGAUUUUCCGUCAACCGCAACAGAUGA
Molecule: messenger RNA, 1206 nt
Organism: Podospora anserina S mat+
Lineage: Eukaryota; Fungi; Ascomycota; Sordariomycetes; Sordariales; Podosporaceae
Exons: 1
Coding region: 1-1206 (401 amino acids)
Biological process (GO): tRNA-type intron splice site recognition and cleavage; tRNA splicing, via endonucleolytic cleavage and ligation
Cellular component (GO): tRNA-intron endonuclease complex
Molecular function (GO): nucleic acid binding; tRNA-intron lyase activity
Source: RefSeq, a predicted model, not a curated record